This is a messenger RNA of Canis lupus familiaris (dog), 3306 nucleotides long. RefSeq names its product Myb related transcription factor, partner of profilin (gene MYPOP). The record is from RefSeq and is a predicted model, not a curated record. Gene Ontology annotation, biological process: regulation of transcription by RNA polymerase II. Lineage: Eukaryota; Metazoa; Chordata; Mammalia; Carnivora; Canidae. Gene Ontology annotation, molecular function: DNA-binding transcription factor activity, RNA polymerase II-specific; RNA polymerase II cis-regulatory region sequence-specific DNA binding. Gene Ontology annotation, cellular component: nucleus. The transcript is spliced from 2 exons. Bases 39 to 1259 code for a protein of 406 amino acids.
AUGCGCCAGGCGGCCGGACGGCGGCGUCGGGGGGCGCCAUGGCCUCGGCGGCGGCGGGCGAGGCGGAGGAGACCACCCGGCUGCGCAAGCCGCGCUUCUCGUUCGAGGAGAACCAGAUCCUGAUCCGCGAGGUGCGCGCCCACUACCCGCAGCUCUACGGCGCGCAGAGCCGUCGGGUGAGCGUGGCGGAGCGGCGGCGUGUGUGGGACGGCAUCGCGGCCAAGAUCAACGGCAUCACCAGCUGGAAGCGCACCGGCCAGGAGGUGCAGAAGCGCUGGAAUGACUUCAAGCGCCGCACCAAGGAGAAGCUGGCCCGCGUGCCGCACUCCACGCAGGGCGCGGGGCCUGCCGCCGAGGACGCCUUCUCGGCGGAGGAGGAGACCAUUUUUGCCAUCCUGGGGCCGGGCGUGGCGGGGCCGGCAGCAGGUGCAGGGGCCGAGCAGCCCUCCGGGGCCGCUUCCUCGCAGCCGCCCGCCCCGAGUGCCGGCGCCCAACGCUACGUGCUGUCCGAGGACCGCAGGGACGACCGACGGGCAGAUACACCAGCCCACAGCAAGGGGGGUUCCAGCAGCCCUGAGCAGUGGGCCCGGCCCUCCUGCAGUCCCCAGGAAGGUGGCUGCCCCCCACCGAAGGAGCGUGAGUCCCCGCCCCCUCCAGCCCUGCAGACGGUCCAGUUGCCCCGCCUGGCCUUGUCUCCACCGCCCCCAGCCCCUCCACCACCGCCGCCGCUGCCACCACCACCCCAGGCACCUCAGCAGGUGCAUGUGGCACCCUCGUCCCCCAGCCCACCACCUCCUCCACUGCCAACACCCACGCCCUCGGCCCCAGACCCCUCUCUGGACUUCCUGCGGGCUCAGCAGGAGACUGCCAACGCCAUCCGGGAGCUGGCUGGCACCCUUCAGCAGGGACUGGCCAAGCUGAGUGAGGCCCUCAGCGCCCUACUGCCUCUUCUGCCCGGAACCCCAGUCGACAGGCUGCCCCCACCCCUGCCCCCACCCCCACCCCCACCCCCACCCCCCAGGCCCGUCCUGCCCCCACCUACCCCCAAAGUGGAGAUCACCCCUGAGCCCGUAUCUGUGGUAGCUGCUGUGGUGGACGGAGCGGUGGUAGCAGCCAGGGGGGUGAUCAUUGCCCCUAGGAGCGAGGAGGGGACCCCCCGGUCACCCCCAGCCCCGCUUCCUCCCCAUGACUCACCCCCACACAAGAGGAGGAAAGGCUUUCCUACACGGAAGAGGCGGGGGCGAUGGAAAUCUCCGUGAAAUCUGCUGUUGGGUUUGAGCUUGUCUGGGCUCCUCUGCCUGCACCUCCUCCCCCCAGCUUAGCCCAGUGGAGGAGGGCAAUGCACCUUCCCCAUCUCAGCUGCACCCCAGCUCCCCUGCUGCAGGGGCACAAGCACCCCACUCCCUAUACUAGUUAGUGCCUGAUUCUCAGGGGACCUCGUUGAUGGGUGCCCCGGCCCUUUCUCCAGUACAGCGCUGUCUGCCUGGCUGCUUCCCUGAACCCUAACUUCUAAGCCAUCAAUUUUACGUUAUUUAUUAUUGCCCUCUGUGGGUUUCGGAGGGAACCUCUCGGGUCUGCACAUAACCCCCUUCCCUAACAACUCCUGGUCUUGACUUGAAGAGAAUUGACCCGUAGUGGCCUCCUCGCUUCCCCGAUCCAGACUUUGGAGGGGGUGGGAGUCUCGAGACACAUCAGAAUAUGGAUGGCAAAGGAUAUAGCAGUCUAUACCCUAGGGAGGGGGGGUGGAGUUCUCAUGGGAGGUAUAGGUGGGGCCCUCUGCCUCCCAUUGCUGUGUCUGACCUCCAGGGCCCAUCCCCCUCAUUUCUCCCCCGUGGUGACAAGAUAUGAAUAAACUUAUUUUUAAUACAAGUACUUUGGGCUCCGAGACAGGCCUGGGGUUUCAGCACUGACGCCUGCCCCACCCCUCCAUGAACACGUGGCAUCCUCCCCUUGAAGUUGGAAGCUGGCCUUUCCUGAAAGCCAUCGAGUCCUGUUUUCAAAUCUUACUCCUACUUACUCAUCCUUCUGACACCUCUAAGUGUCACCUCCAGGAGAACUUUCUGGAUAUCCUCCUCCAGGCUAGGAUGGGUCUGCCUCAAUUACUGUCUAGUAUCCUGUGGUCCCUAACUGAACACAUGCCUUUAUCCGUUUAAAGCCAGUUCCUCCAUCCCCACCCCCCAGAUUCAGGAAGGCAAGAACUGGUUCUCUUUUUUACUCCUAAACCUGCUGCAAAGCAGAGUAGCAAAGUAGCUAAUAACCACCACCCUGGAUCCGGUCCUACCUGGCCCAGCCCCUGGUGCCACCCUGGCCAACUGUGUGGGCCUUCUUUUUCCUCAUCUGUAAAAUGGGCACAAAAACGUAGGAGGCUACAGCUGCAUUCCAUUGUCAUUCUUCAGGUCUCGACUCCAAUAUUCACCUCCUCAGAAAAGGCUUUCCUGGCAAUCUCUACCCACCCCAUCAGUUAGGCAGGGAAAAUCCAGUUAAAUAAUCAUUUGAGUAAACUUAAAUUGAUUUGUCUGCCUCCAUCACCAGGAUGAGCCUUGUCAGGGCAAGCAAGGCCUGUACCUAGCUCAGUGCUGUGUCCUCAGCAUUGCCCAACACAGAAGAGGGUUGCAUCUUUGAGUUAAUGGGCAGCUCAAAAAGCAGGGUUGCCAUGUAUGGUGCUCCUUUCCUGGGCCAGGCACCAUGCUAAACAUUUUUACUGGUUUUCCUUUAAACUUGAACCUGCCCAAUGAAAAGCAGACUCUCCAGGGGUCUCUGUUUUUUUCCUGAGAAGUUUAGGGACUUUCCCUAACCUUGCCAGCGGCCAAUCCCAAUUCAGCCACCUGAAGCUGGACUCUGGCCAGAACUCUUGAUCCCCCCACUGGUGUUUCCUGAAGAAUGGCUUAAAGGCAAUUCUAGGAGAUAUGUGGAUAGCCUUUUUAAUGAUUCUAUAUGGUGUGUUAACUUGAUUAAAAUGUAGCUAGUACCCCAAAACUGCAGCUAGUACCUAAAAAAACCUACACUUGUGCACAUAAUACAGACAUACCUCGCUUUAUUGUGCUUUGCUUUAUUGCACUUUGCAGAUACUGCUUUUUUUAUUUUUUACUAGUUGAAGGUUUGUGGCAACCCUGUGUCAAGCAAGUCAAUUGGUGCCAUUUUUCCAACAGUCGCUCACUUGUGUCUGUGUUACAUUUGGUAAUUCUUGCCAUAUUUCCAACUUUGGCAUUAUUACUACAUUUGGUAUGGUGCUCUGUGAUCAGUGACUAAAACUCAGAGCUCAGAUGACGGUUAGCAUCUUUUAGCAAUAAAAUAUUUUAAAAUUAA